Molecule: messenger RNA, 1233 nt
Organism: Rhinocladiella mackenziei CBS 650.93
Lineage: Eukaryota; Fungi; Ascomycota; Eurotiomycetes; Chaetothyriales; Herpotrichiellaceae
Exons: 3
Coding region: 1-1233 (410 amino acids)
Molecular function (GO): O-methyltransferase activity
Source: RefSeq, a predicted model, not a curated record
AUGGCGGAUUCGUCACUAACAUCGCUCACCUCAGAGCUUUCCAAUCUCGCAGGCAGUUAUGUUCCGCCCACAAACCACGACGCUGCCUCCCUCGCUCCGAAAAUGGCCCUUUUCAACCUCUCGAAGAAAAUCAUGUACUCUCUCAUGGAUCCGGGAAUGAUGGUCCAAGCGCAUUCUCUCCAGAUGGCCGAAAUGGUCUCCGUUCGAACGUUGUUGGACCUCAAGGUAUUUGAGAAGAUGCCGACCGAGGAGGGCAAAACGAUCACGGCCAAGGAAUUGAGCGAGAAAACAGGAGUUCAGGACGCUUUGCUUGAAAGACUGCUCCGCCCUCUCGUCGCCUCAGGUUUCAUCACUCAAGCAUCCGACGGUUCGUAUGGCUCCACGAAGUUUUCCCAAGCAUACACAUCCUUCCCUGGCCUAUUCUUCACCCUAAUGUUCGACCACUUCCUCCAACCCAUGACCGAUCUGCCGAAAUAUCUUUCAAAACAUGGCGCGGCGGAGCCCACUUCGUUUUACGUCAACCCUUACUCCGACUACCACAACGCGAGCGAUUCCGGAAUGACAACGUGGGAAAUCAUGUCGAAAGAUCCGGAGAAACUGAAGACGUUCCAGUUGGGCCUAACGACCGGUGACGCCAUGGUGCCGGUCACGGGAUACUACGACUUCAACCAGCUCGCGUUGACAAAGGAAGAACAGGAGAAGGAUCCAGACCGAGCAUGUCUCAUUGAUAUUGGCGGUGGAGUAGGCAACGUGGUCAAGAGGAUUUUGGAUGAGUAUAAGGACCUUAGUCCCAAGAACGUGAUACUGCAGGAUCAAGGUUCCGUCAUCGAUAUCGCAGAGAGAGAAAAGAUUCCGCCCGAGGGCGUCAAGUUGAUGAAGCAUGAUUUCUGGACAGAGCAACCGGUCAAAGGUGCAAAAGCAUAUUACUUCCGCCGUGUCUUCCACGACUAUAGCGACGAGCUUUGCGCCAAAGCCUUGAAGCAGAUCAUCCCGGUCAUGACGGCGUCGGACUCUCGUGUUCUCAUCGCCGACAUGCUCCUGCCUGAGAUCAUGACGGAGAAGGAAGCUCACACGGCCGCUUUGGACGUCGCGUGUAUGGUCAUGGGCGGUAAGGAACGGACGGAGGAGAAUUUUAGGCAGUUGUUCGAUAGUGUAGGUCUGGAAGUCGUUGCGAUCCAUCGUGCACCCGGCGCCGCGGCGGGAGUGGUUGAGGGGAAGCUGAAGAAGGAGUAA